Abrus precatorius (Indian licorice) is the source of this 1468-nucleotide messenger RNA. RefSeq names its product probable trehalose-phosphate phosphatase J. The record is from RefSeq and is a predicted model, not a curated record. Gene Ontology annotation, biological process: trehalose biosynthetic process. Bases 69 to 1178 code for a protein of 369 amino acids. Gene Ontology annotation, molecular function: trehalose-phosphatase activity. The transcript has 12 exons. Lineage: Eukaryota; Viridiplantae; Streptophyta; Magnoliopsida; Fabales; Fabaceae.
ACACAUACUCUCUCUUCUUCAACACUUGACACCUUCGCUUCUCUCCUCUCAAACAUAUUUAAGUGAAGAUGACGCAGCAGAAUGUGCUCCUGUCCAAGACUAGUAAAUCUGGGAAUGGGAUCGACAGGGCUAUAACCCUUCCCCAAAAGCCACCCUCCGCACCAGGAGGCUACAUUCCCAUUCCAAGGAGAAGGGUUUUGAAGAACCUUGAAAUCAAUGGAGACGGAGGACAAAGAAUCAGUGCAUGGCUUGACUCCAUGAGAGCCUCUUCUCCAACCCAUGUCAAAUCCACUCCUUCUUUCGCAGAAGAACACACCUCUUGGAUUCUUCGCCACCCUUCCGCAUUAGACAUGUUUGAACAGAUUACGGAUGCAUCCAAGGGAAAACAAAUCGUCAUGUUCCUCGACUACGAUGGUACCUUGUCGCCUAUUGUCGAUGACCCCGACCGUGCUUUUAUGUCGGAUUCGAUGAGAAAAACUGUGAGGAAACUUGCGCGGUAUUUUCCUACUGCUAUUGUUACCGGCAGAUGCAGAGACAAGGUGUACAAUUUUGUUCGCUUGGCUGAGCUGUAUUAUGCUGGAAGCCAUGGCAUGGAUAUUAAAGGACCAACAAGAGAUUCCAAAUACAAUAAGGACAACAAAAGAGAGGAGGUUCUUUUUCAACCUGCCAGUGAAUUUCUUCCCAUGAUGGAUGAGGUGUACCAUCUAUUGGUUGAGAAAGUACAAUCAAUUCCUGGAGCCACGGUGGAGAACAACAAGUUCUGCGUCUCUGUUCAUUUUCGCUGCGUUGAUGAAAAGAAAUGGAGUGAACUGGCACAGCAAGUGAGAUCAGUGUUAAAAGAGUACCCGAAGCUUCGUCUUAGCCAAGGAAGGAAGGUACUAGAGAUUCGUCCCUCUAUUAAAUGGGACAAAGGGAAGGCAGUGGAAUUUUUGUUAGAGUCACUUGGAUUUGCCAACUGUAACAAUGUCUUUCCUGUUUACAUUGGUGAUGAUAAAACCGAUGAAGAUGCAUUCAAGAAAUUAAGAGACAGAGGACAAGGUUUUGGGAUUCUUGUCUCAAAAUUUCCAAAGGACACUACUGCAUCAUACUCUUUACAAGAACCCAACGAGGUGAUGGAAUUCCUUCAACGUUUGGUGGAGUGGAAACAAGUAUCCCUCCGAGCACGUUCCCGGGUGUAAAUGGAUAGAAUGACGUUGUACAUCCCUACCCUGCCAUAAAAAUUGAGUUCAGCUAGGGUAGGAUUAUAGGACCCUUUUUUUCCCUGUUUUGUUCAGAUUAGAACAAAGAACAAAAAUGUAAGGAAAAAAGAAAGACAAAACUGUCUUUCUGAGUUUGAAGCACGUCUACAUUGAUGUAAUUAGCCACGUAGUACGUAGUACAGGGGAAAGUCUCUAGGAUCAAAUGUAAUUCUGAAUGGAUUAAACAUGUACUCUUCCCAUUAUGAUUAUAUAAUAUUUCUUAAGUUACG